UACACUUCUGGAGGCCGCGUGAGUGACGGUCGUGACUCAUGAUUCUCCUUGUGAAGUUCUGACCCGCGUCAGUGUGGUCUAGGUCGUUAUUGGAAUAAGGUGCGCACAAUCGCGCUCCCUCUCCCACCAUGUCGUAGUAUUGGUCGGGUCUCGCGUUAUCAAGAGGUUAAACAUCGGCCCGUGAUUGAUAUGUUGUGGAGUGCUGAUGAUGGUGACAGUCAAGUGUUGGGUCGCGAGUGGGACUGGCAGUAUUGGGAUAUGAGGGAGGUGGGGUGAGGACGAAAACCAUGACGCCCUACCAGGAGGGCACCUCACACUCCAGCGACAGCAGCGGCAAUUCUGAGGACGGUGUGGCGCCCCUCCACGAUGACCUGCGUAGUCCUGGGUCCUCCCCGCGUGCCAGGUCUUCUUCGAAUUCCAGGUACUACAUGACCCGUGAAGCCCAGGUCGGGAUGCCAGAGGACGGGGAAGGUGUGGUGAUGACUGACCUGGAGGACGAAGAGGGAGCCGCCAGUCCCCCAGGAGGCGUCGAUGACCACAGUGGCGAGGAUGAUGACCACCACGAAGGGUACCUGUGGUCACGAGAGGCUGCGGUUUCCUACGACAGAGAGGGUGGACGUGGUGUGGUUGAUGGUAUUUCUACACACAGUGUUGACGACGAUGACGACCCAGAGAGUUGGUGGACGGAGAGUGGCCCCGUGGCUACUGUCAAGCUCGUGUUGGAGACAGGCGUGGGUGUCAUCACAAGGGCAUGGCCUCUCCACCAACCUGCCCAUGCCCUCAAGGCUCAGCUCAGCCUUACAACACAGGUUCCAGCUCAUUUUCUUCAGCUGGUGGUACGUGGGCGUGUGCUAAGUGACGAGUCUACACUGCGCAGUGUGGGCGUUGAGGCAAACGAAACGGUGCAGGUGGGUGUCUCCUCUAAACGCCCACACAGCCACCCACUGACCCUCCUAGCUCCGACUACGCCCACUCUCCCUACACCAGACGUCAUCACCGUCAUCGUGGCAGAAGGUGGUGUACCUAGCCUAGCCUGGUAUUAUUAGUUCCUAAAGCUAAGUGCCUCUCUGGAUCAUGUUCUCUGAUCUUAUUUGCUUUGGUUCUUUUUUCUUUCUUUCAAAAUUUGCUGAAACUCGUUUUUCUGUCUGAUUCUCUCGUUGGUUGUUUUACUUGGAAGGAUAAAAUUCUGUAAAAAAAAAAGUACUAGCAUUGAAAAGAUGUGUCGCGAGAAUAAUGAAGAAAAGUAGGAAUAAAUUUCAUGAUUUAAGUGCAUCAGUGAUGACUAAAAGAACUGCAUUAAACUAUAUUUCCAGUAAUUACAGUAUUAUCAGAAGGGACGAUCACUUACUGAUGUU
This is a messenger RNA of Homarus americanus (American lobster), 1355 nucleotides long. RefSeq lists its product as uncharacterized. The transcript has 3 exons. The coding region runs from base 288 to 1046 and encodes 252 amino acids. The record is from RefSeq and is a predicted model, not a curated record. Lineage: Eukaryota; Metazoa; Arthropoda; Malacostraca; Decapoda; Nephropidae. Gene Ontology annotation, molecular function: protein binding.